AUGAAAGAUAAAAACAAUACCAACUUUCUGGCUGAUUUCCUUACAGGAGGUGUCUCCGCUGCCAUAUCCAAAACGGCCGUUGCACCCAUUGAACGAGUUAAGAUGUUGAUUCAAACUCAGGAUAGUAUACCUGAUAUUAAGUCUGGUAAAGUGCCCAGAUAUACUGGAAUUUUCAACUGUUUUACCAGGGUUAUUGCUGAGCAGGGUGCAGGAUCGCUAUGGCGCGGUAACCUGGCCAAUGUUGUGCGGUACUUUCCCACACAAGCCUUCAAUUUCGCAUUCAAAGAUUAUUUCAAGAACAUAUUCCCCAAGUACGAUCAGAAUAAAGAAUUCUUCAAGUUUUUUGGGGCUAAUGUGGCGUCUGGAGGUCUAGCGGGCGCAAGUUCGUUACUUAUUGUUUACCCACUAGACUUUGCCCGUACUAGGCUUGCGAGCGAUGUGGGUAAGGGCAAUAAUAGAGAAUUUACUGGCCUAAUAGACUGCCUAUUCAAGAUAAAUAAGAGUACUGGGCCAUUAUCACUAUACAAGGGAUUUGGAAUAUCAGUACAGGGAAUUAUUGUAUACCGUGGUGCAUAUUUCGGAAUGUACGACACAGCCAAAUCUAUUUUGUUCGGUCUCGAUGAAAAAUCGGUCAAUUUCUUAUACAAAUGGGGAGUGGCACAAGCAGUGACGGCACUUGCUGGGAUAUCAUCUUACCCUUUUGAUACUAUAAGAAGAAGAAUGAUGAUGAUGUCGGGUAAAAAAUCUGGUGCAGAGGUUAUGUAUACAGGAACCUUGGAUUGCUUUAAAAAAAUAAUGAAAAAUGAGGGGGUUUGCGGUUUUUAUAAGGGUGCAUUGGCAAAUGUUCUGCGUGGGGCUGGGGGUGCUCUAGUGUUGGUUUUUUAUGACGAAUUAAAGAAAUUUAUCUCUAUGGCCACAUAG
Molecule: messenger RNA, 921 nt
Organism: Babesia microti strain RI
Lineage: Eukaryota; Apicomplexa; Aconoidasida; Piroplasmida; Babesiidae
Product: solute carrier family 25 (mitochondrial carrier, adenine nucleotide)
Exons: 1
Coding region: 1-921 (306 amino acids)
Biological process (GO): mitochondrial ADP transmembrane transport; mitochondrial ATP transmembrane transport
Cellular component (GO): mitochondrial inner membrane
Molecular function (GO): ATP:ADP antiporter activity
Source: RefSeq, a predicted model, not a curated record